AUGGAUAUUACCAAAGAGUUCCACAAAGUGGCAUUUGAUUGUUUUAAAGAAGAACAUAAAGAAUGUAGUGAAAAUGGACUAAAAAGUUUAUUUGAAAAAGAGUGUAUUUCCAAACGAGAAACAAAAGAUGGUUUUAAUGAAAUUAUCAAAAAGAUUGAAAUGGAAAUUGAUAAGAAAAUAGAAAUGGAAAACCAAAUAAUUCUUGACAUGGUAACAGGGUCAGUUGAUAUUAACACAUUCUCAGAACAACAAUCAGUUGGAGA
This is a messenger RNA of Entamoeba dispar SAW760, 263 nucleotides long. RefSeq lists its product as uncharacterized. The annotation marks the transcript as partial. The transcript is spliced from 2 exons. The record is from RefSeq and is a predicted model, not a curated record. Lineage: Eukaryota; Evosea; Mastigamoebida; Endamoebidae.